AUGCACGUAAAUGAACGGAAAGAUAGAUGGCAAAGAAGGUGGUUCGUUCUUUAUGAUGAUGGUGAACUAACAUAUUCUGUGGAUGAACAUCCCGAAACCGUUCCACAGGCCUGCAUCGAUAUGACCAAAGUUCUAGAGGUGACCACCGCCGAAGAUGUUACCGGUCAUAGCAAUUCGAUUGCCAUAACAGCACCAGAUCGUGUUACGUUCGUUAAAGGUACCUGUCCCGAAGAAUCCAAAUGGUGGUUAAAUAUAUUGGUCGCCUUCCCCAAGGCCAAAGGUCGUCACAAACGAAAUGCCACAUUUCCGGGUGCACAGGCCACCACAACCAUUAAUACCACCGGUAGUCUAUUACAAUCGAGUAAUUCAGAUGCAGCAAAUACGGCAGCAGCAGCUGUGGCACGCAGUCGUCAUAAUUCCUAUCACAAGGAUAUUUUAACGUCCACCCAAUCGACGGGUGCAUCAACAACAACCACAACAACGGCAAUGCUCACCGAUGAAAAGAAGAAGUCGUCGUCAUCGACAACAAACGGUAAUACCAAAUUAUGGUCACACAAUGAUGUUAAAGUCGGAACAACAACAACAACCACAAGUGGCAUGAUGGUUCGUAAAAGCCCGUCGAACUCAUCAAAAAUCACUAAAAACUCCCGAGCAAACAUUAAAAACAAUCAUCGUUGCAAUAACAACAUGGCUGGAGGUGGUGGUAAUGUUGUAGCUACUGUUGGCCACAAUGAUGAUGAGGACGAGGAUGAAGUUGUUGCUCACGACGAUGAUGAAGACGACGACGUCGACGAUGAUGAUGAUGAAGAUGAUGGCGUUGAAACUGGCGAAGAUGAUGAAGACGAUGACGAUGAUUUGGACGAAGAGGAAAGUGGCCAUUCCACUGGUGAAGAAUGUAAUACCAAAAAGAAAAGCUCCACACUUGGCGGCGGCAGCAAUAGCAGCAGCAACAACAACAACAGCAAUAAUGUUCAUGAUGAAAAUAAUCGCAAUGCUGUUAAUGAAAUUAAAAAUAGAGUUUCACCACCCUGCCUCCUUAUCGAAGAUAUAAGACGUGAUGAGAAAACCAUUAAAGAUUUGGCCAAUACCAUAACCAAUCUAAGUCAACAGCAAAAGAAUCGCUGGACCACAACGGCCGUCAAUAAUGUCCUCAAUUCGCAUUUGCAUCAAAGCAACAACAACAACAAUAAUAAUAACAAUAAACUAGAUGAUAAAAAUUCACGAGAUGAACCCGAUUUCUAUAGGCCAACAACAAUCAGCAGCAACAACAACAAAUCGUCCACCUCCAGUUGUGGAGGUGGUUCGGGUGAUUCAGCAAAUCAUUUGAGACCAAAAUCCUUACCAUUGGCUGCCAAUUCUACACCCGCCAUUGUAUCGGCAAUUGUUAAGAAAAUACCCACAGUAUUGGCAACAGCCGGAGCUGCAACGACAGCAGCAACAACAACGACGACGGCCAACAACAAAUCUAGUCUACGCUAUCAUCAACAUCAUCUGCAGCAGCAGCAGCACCAACAACAUUCAUACCAAAGCCGCAAACAACAGAAACAGGCCUUGGAACGAGGUGAUCCCGAUGGUGGCUGUAAUUUAGAUGAUCUUUCAUCCAACUAUUUGUCGAAAACAGUAGAAUUGCGUGUGAAUCCAGUGCCACCGUCCUCAGUCCAUGGAUCUUCUUCGGGGGUUACGACGUCAACGUCAGCAGCGAACACAACACCCAACAGCACACCCUCAUCCGUAUUGCAGGAAUCACUGAACGCCAAAAAAGGUUGGCUAAUGAAACAAGAUAAUCGUACCGGUGACUGGACCAAGCAUUGGUUCACCUUAAGUGGUGCUGCUUUGUUCUAUUAUCGUGAUCCGGUUUCCGAGGAACGUGGUGUCUUAGAUGGUGUACUGGAUGUUAAUAGUCUAACAAAUGUGGCCGAAGUUAAUGCCCAACGUAAUAAUGCUUUCCAGCUAACAACAUGGGAUAAGCGGCGCCUAAUAUUGGCUAGUCUAUCGCCGAAUUCUCGCAAUAGCUGGAUAGCGAUUCUGAGAAAUGCUGCUGGGCUGCCCAACAAUACCAGCGAUGAUAUGAAAAGUGAAAUUGAAAAGGAUUUCAUCAAGGCCCAGAGGAUAAUGCCAUCUACCACCCAAAUUAGUCCACAAACUCCCCUGACACCAAAGACUGCUUUGCAUUUUUCAUCCGAUGAGGAAUAUCGUACCGCUUCGGAGGGUGGUCGUCGUGAUAGCAUCGGCGAUUGGGGCUCACCACUCUCCCCCUCACCACCCAGUACCCUGAACAUGAUGAGAGCCAAAGAUCGUAUGCGUUCACGUACCACAACCCCUUGUCCGAGAAUGCACAAGAGAAGUCGCUCCUCCCCACCUUCCUCGCGGCGUAGUACUGUUGACAGUGUGGGUUCUGACGACUUACCCGUCAUCCACACCGUUCACGAAGAAAUCAAUUUAAAUGUCGACAAAGAGCUGCAAUUCCGCCUUAGCGUGGUGGAAAAGGAACGGGAUCUGUUACGCGAUGAAGCCAAAGAACGGGAGGCUCGCAUGUCCGAGUUACUCAACACUCUGGAACGUACGGAACAGGAACUCAAUCAUCGCAUACAAGAAAUGGAAGAGGUUCGAGAAUGUCUAACCAGCCAGCUGGAAGAUGCCAAACGAAAUGCUUCGGAAAUCAUUGAAAGGCUCACCGAUGAAUUGGAUGAAAGUCAAAGGAAAAUCAAGGAUCUGGAAGAUCGCCUGGCCCGUGGCAUUGAGGAAAAUGAAAAUCUCUACAAGCGACUGAGGGAAAUGGAGAGUUGUAGUCCGGCUAGUUUCAUCAAUCUGCAACGCAGUAAAAUGAAACGCAUGGAUUCGCUUAGUGAUCUGACCCACAUCAAUGACAUCGACCCCUAUGGCUUGGAAAGAGACUCCCUGGCCGAGGAAUAUAACGAACUGAAAGGACGUUUCGAAAAAGCCGUCAAUGAAAUUCGGGCCAUGAAGCGGGAGCUAAAGGAGUCACAAAAUCAAUAUGACUCGCUGGAGAUCUCCUAUGCCUCGUUGAAACAAGAUUUAGAGCGCAAGGAGAUUGAAGACCAAUCACAGCUACAAAUGAUGGCAGAUCGCAUACAGGAUCUAACCUUAAAGUACAGUUCCUCAGAGAGGCAGGUGCGAACGCUGAAACAAAAAUUAGCCAAGUCCGAACGUAGAAGGUCCCUAUCGCUGAAGGGUAAGGAACAACUGACCGUGAGCAAAGAAUUGGAAAUUAAGCUAAACGAUUUGGAGACGAAAAUGGAUGAACCCACAUUGGAUUCCCCGCCCUCACGAUCCUCCCCUGCGGUAACGGCGGCAUCGCCUGGCAACCUACGUCUCUCCGAACAUUUACUGGAACGUCUGCGUUGUUUGGAAAAUGUCUUGGUCUCCAGCAAAGAUCGUCUCGAACAGGGUCUAAGUCAGUUGCAGAAUUUACGUUCCUCACGAAAUCGUCGUUCUGUUUCACCAAUUACCGAUCGUAAGGAUUCAUAUCGUUUUGUCGAGAGAUGCCUGCAGGAGGUUUGUGAAGCCACCUCGUCCAAUGAACACAUACCACGUACCGAAAUCUCCAUCGAAUCCCUGCAAGAUGUUUGUCACAAAUGUUGUGAGCUACGCAAACGAGCCGAUCAACUGCUGCAAGAAGUUCAUCGCAAAUUAAAUGAUUCGUGUCAGCAUUGCCUGCAGGUGCGCGAAAAAUUGCACAGUCUCAAGGAGCAACACGAAAGCGAAAUUCUUCGUCUACAACAGUCACACGCCAAAGAUUUAUCAGCCCUAAUGCAACAAGUCGAACAUCAACGUUCCGCCAUACGUUGCCUGGAAGCUGAAAAGAAUGCCAUUAACCAAGAUUUGAAUAAAAGCGAAGAGCUAAUGGAGGAGCGUGAACGCGAGCUGCAGUCGGUAACACAGCUGUUGCAUACCAAAGAGGAUGCCUUGCAUGCCACCCAAGGUGAACAGCGUGAAUUAUUGAAACGCCUCGAAGCGGAAGAGGAAAAAGUGCGUUCAUAUCAGGAGGAGAGCGAUGCACUGACAAUGAAAUGUGCCCGCCAAGACGAUGAGUAUGUAAUGCUGUUGCAGGAACGCGACUAUUUACAGUCGGAAUUGACCAAAGAACAGGAUCGAAACAAACGUCUGGAGAAGCGUGUGGAAUUAUUGGAAAUGGAACAUGGCAAGCAAAUGGAAUGUCUGCAGCAGGCGUAUCGUGAUCAAAUGCUAACACAUUGUCCAGAUUUUUCCAAUGUCAUCGAUGAGGAAAGUUUCCGUCAACGUUAUCAGAGUGAAAUUGAACAGUUGAGGACGCUCUGUGAAAAGGGUUUGUCAGCCAUGGAAUCGUCACAUCGACGUACUAUUAAUGAUUUGGAGGAAAAGCAUAAACAAGAAAUUGAACGUUUGCUAAUCGAAAAGGAAACAGCCUUGGCCGAAGAAACACAGGCCACAUUAGCUGCUCUCGAUGCAAUGCGUAAAGCACACCAAAGUGAGGUACAACGUGAAGUUGCACGCUUUAAACAGGAAUUCCUUAAGCAGUUCCAACAAAAAGGCGAACGUACUUUGGAUUCUACCAAGGCGAAGGAGGAAGAACUGGAGGAAUUGCGUCAGGAAAUUCUAUCAUUCUCCGAAAAGUAUUCCAUCAAAUGUGUUGAAAAUGCUGCAUUGGAAGAGAAAUUACGUGCUGCCAAUCAAAAGCUGAAACAUUACCAACAAAUGCAACAAUUGGAAUUAAGAAACAAACAAUUCCGCGCCCAUUUGGCAUCCGAUGAUCCAACCAAAGAUAUGCAAUAUGUUCAAGGUCUAUCAACAGCCAAAGAUGGUGAUGAUGAGGGAGAUUAUGAUAAUGGAGCUGUGUGUCAAGAUAGUGAGCAUGUGCAUGCAACAAGAAAUUGUAAUCAAGAUGAUAGUAAAGAAGUCCGCAAGGAUGAUGCUGCCGAUGAGAAUGAUGAUGAACGGGACAAGGGACACCAUCUAAAAGAUAGCCGUGAACAAGUUCAUGGGCAAUCGCAAAGGCAGCAAAUGUGGCAGCAGAACGAGUGGCUUGAAGAAGACCAAGGAAGGCAACAACAACACUCUACAACAAAAAUAGUUUUACCAGAAACCAAACCACCACCAUCACCAGCAACAACAACAACAUACCCAUUGCCCCUGUCUCCCAAGCAGGAACAACAUCAUCAGCAAUUACAAUCUAUCAUCAUCACUGGUUUAGAUAGCUCAACUCCAGCCAAAACGUGUUCAAGCCAUGAUCAAUAUGUCUUUGAUGAUGGUCACAAUGAACAUUCUUCUGGCCAUGACGAUGGAGUAGAUGGUGAUACUAAUAAAAAUAAUAAUAACGAUGUUGUUGUUGUUGCUGCUGUAGCACCUCCUUUCGAUACAACAUCAAUAACUAAUAACACAAAUUCGAUUGCCACCACCACCGCCGCCAUCAUUGGCAGCAGCAACAGCAGCUCCAACACCAUAACAACUACACCAUCAAAAACAAAGACUACCACUUCUUCUUCUUCUUCUUUAAUGCCAGCUUCUGGUUCUUCUGGCAUCUAUGGCAAUAACCUAAAAUCCUCCUUAAAUUUUCAUACACAUAUUGGUCAGGACACUGAAAAUUCGAGUGGCGAAGGCAGUGGAGGAAUAACUGCUAAUGCGCACCAGCAAUUGUGA
Molecule: messenger RNA, 5637 nt
Organism: Musca vetustissima
Lineage: Eukaryota; Metazoa; Arthropoda; Insecta; Diptera; Muscidae
Gene: osp
Product: protein outspread
Exons: 14
Coding region: 1-5637 (1878 amino acids)
Biological process (GO): actin filament organization
Cellular component (GO): actin cytoskeleton
Molecular function (GO): actin filament binding
Source: RefSeq, a predicted model, not a curated record